AUGUCUUAUUACAAAUCAAGAAUAAAGAGGCAAACAUCACAAAUGUAAUCGCCUUACCAACACGGAUUGAAACUUUGUUAGAUGUCAUAGGUUUAUUAUAAUAAUACGAUGUGUGUUUCACAAAUUUUAGUUCUUAUUUUCGGUGUUACGUCGGUGGCUGGAAUGGAGCGGCAUUAUUAUAUUAUGGCAGAGGAAGUGGAUUGGAAUUAUGUACCAUCUGGGCAGAACUUCGUCACAAAUGAAAUGGAGAACUUCAUAAAGAAGACACGAUCUGGUCCUGACAGAAUUGGUAGUAUUUAUAAAAAGGCGAUCUAUCGCGGGUAUACAGAUGCUACUUUUACUCAACAAGUUGUAAGACCCCAAUGGGCGGGUUUUGUAGGACCACUCAUAAAGGCCGAGGUUGAUGACGUCGUUUUCAUCCACUUCCGUAACCGUGCGACCGGAAGUAACUUCAGCGUUCAUCCUCAUGGUUUUCAAUACAAUAAAUCAAACGAAGGGGCUCUUUAUCUCGAUGGAACAAGUGGGAUCGACAAAUUAGAUGACGCCAUUCCUCCUGGUGGUAGCGCCACCUACAUUUGGAACGCGUCUAGAAUGCAUGCGCCUACUGAGCAAGAUGAUAACUGUUACGCUUUUACCUAUCACUCACACACUUUGGCCGCUAAAGAUGUAGACACUGGUCUUUUUGGUGUGGGACUUAUUUGUAAAAAAGGAGUUCUUGAUAUACACGGCAAUAGGAAAGAUGUAGAUAAAGAAUUCUUCUUGUACGCGGAUAUAGCAGACGAAAAUAAUAACUUGUAUGCCGACCAACAUGUAUCUAAAUGUGGAAACCCCACAUUGUGCCAAACCCUCAAGGAAACUGGUGACGAUGACUUUGCUGAAAGUAACAAAAUGCCACACAUCAACGGGUAUUUGUAUGGGAAUUUACCAGACUAUACAGUAUGUGAAGGAGAGAAUGUUGUGUGGUAUUUUAUGUCUAUCAAUGAUGGUAUACAUACAAUACACGCGAACGGACAGACCAUGAUCAUAGAAAAGAAGCGAACAGACACGGCGGUAUUGCACCCAGCAAGUGUUUACUCCGGUUAUAUGACACCUAUCAACCAAGGACGCUGGUUACUUUACUGUAGAAAUCAGGAACAUUAUGAUGAGGGAAUGCAGGCAUUUUUAGAUGUAAGAUAUUGUCCGCCGCCUCCUAACGAGGUCAUGUUUACACCAGCAGUAGUUAUACACCCGACAGUGACCAGACGAUAUUAUAUAGCUAUAGAAGAAGUAUUGUGGGACUAUGCACCGGAUGUUGAUGUGAAUGCAAUUCCUGGUGCAUCAAGGUUUAUCCAAGGAGGGAAUCAACGUAUAGGAUCGGUUUAUAAAAAGGCUAUGUUUGUUGAAUACGAGGACCCGUCCUUUAAUGUACGGAAAGAGAACGGGUUUCGUGAGUUACAUCAUGGGUUAUCUGGCCCGCCUAUAAAAGUUGAAGUUGGCGACUACGUUGAGGUGUUAGUUAUGAACAACGCGUCGAGGCCGUAUUCUUUUCUAGCGAACGGCGUUGCCAUGACCAAGUAUAAAGAAGGGGCUUUAUACAAGAAUGUUAGAAACGAUCCUGCGAUGAGCGGAGCGGUAGUUUCCCCUGGUACAAGAAGACCAUACGCGUUUUACGUUAACGGCGAACCGACGGAUCUAAAUACGAAUUGCGUGACGUAUAUAUAUCACUCGGCUGUAGAUUUUACUAGGGACAUAUAUUCAGGACUGUUUGGACCACUUCUAGUUUGUAAACGUGGAACAUUAUCGUCUGAUGGUAAACAGAUUGGUGUAGAUCGUGAGUUCUACUUAAACUGGAUGGUGAUAGAUGAAAACAAGUCGUGGUACAUUGAUGAAAAUAUUCAGAGAUUUACUAACGAGCAACACUUGGUUGACAAGAAUGAUCCAGACUUUCAACUAUCAAACAAAAUGAGAGCCAUUAACGGUAGAACAUUUGGAUCUCUUGACGGUUUGGAGAUGUGUCAAGGUGAACAUGUAAACUGGCACAUGUACGGACUAGGUGGCCAGGUGGACCAUCAUCAUUUUAGUUUCGAGGGUAACAACUUCAAAUUUGACAACCGCAAUCUAGACACAGCGUCCGUAUUUCCGGGUGUUGGACAGACUGUCACUAUGAUACCAGAUCAAACAGGUACACUACUCCUACGAGAUGGUCAGCUUGGGUUUGAAUCAGAGGGACUAUACACUUGGUAUAGUGUCUCCACAUGUCCAGAUCAACUAUUACAAAACAUGGCCAACUCACGAUAUGGAGGGCGUGCAAGGAUUCAAGGGCGACAACCCAAAAUUGCGAAUAUACCGCCACCUCGUGGACGAGCACCUGUUGUAUCCGGUAUAGUGAGGCGGUAUUAUAUUAAUUGCAGCAAUAGAACAGCACUGGGAUUAUGCCCCUGUAACUAUUUCUUACAUUUCAGUAAAGGGUACAUUUAUGUUCGCACGGAUCCUCCAUACCUUGGGACAAGGUACAUGAAAGCCGUGUACAGGGAAUUCACGGACCAUACGUUUACUACAUUGAAGGCAAGAGCAGACGACGAGUUACAUCUCGGAAUACUUGGACCAUUUAUCCGCGGUAACGUUGGUGACACGAUCGAAAUUGUAUUUAAAAAUCUAGCAUCAUAUCCGUACAACAUUAUUCCGAGGAAUGUUGUUUUUAAGGACGGUUCAUCUAUAUCAAACGCACCGGCGACUUUACCCGGACAGACGAACGUUUAUACUUACUACAUUCCUGAAAGAUCAGGACCAACACCGACACAGCCAAACUGUGUAGGAUCCCUGUACGUCUCUAGAGUCAAACCAAAGAAUGAUACAUAUAGCGGAUUGGUUGGUCCGUUCGUUGUUUGCAAAGCAGGUAUCUUAAAUUCUAGUGGAAGUAGAAUGGACGGUGUUACAAAAGAGUUUGCUACAGGAUUUAUCAUUUAUGACGAGAAUCUGAGUAAUUAUAGACAAACUAACUUUGCAAGCGUUCCUCCAAUAUCAAUAGAUGACCCAGAUUUUGUUGAAAGUAACAUUAUGCAUACUAUCAACGGCUUUAUUUACGGCAAUUUAAAGGGUCUUGUAUUCAGUGUAAAUGAGCAUUCCGCUUGGUACGUAUUUGGACUUGGCUCGGUUGAGGACAUACAUACUGUUCACUACCACGGUCAGCUCUAUCUUCGUAAAACAUCAUUGAUGUUAAAAAGGGACGUGCUAGAAGUAUUUGCAGGAACAUAUGAGACUGUUGAAAUGCUCGGAUAUAAUACAGGCACGUGGCUAUUCCAUUGUCACGUGGCCGCUCAUGCGAUGGAAGGAAUGGAGACUUCGUUCACGGUGUUACCAUUAGAUUAUGCACAUGGCAAAGGCAGUGUUGGAAGACGACGUAAACAACAACGUAAACUAAAAAAGAAAUCGAGACGAAGGCAAAGGCAGCAAGGCAGAUAUUAGUUGAGUUUAUCAAGCAGAUUAAAUAAAAAAGUGAUGCUGGAACAAUAAAAAUGUCUAAACUGAUUUUCAAAUAAUUUCAGCGAAUUGUUCGUGGUUCCGUAGUACCAGUAUUGUAUAAACUCUUGUAUGAACCUCUUGUAUGAACUCUUGUAUGAACUCUAAACAAAAUUUAAUAUCCUCUGUUUUAAUAACGUACUAAUCUUUUUUUAUCAACAUGUACUUUCUAACAUUUGCACCUUCUUGAUUUGUUAUGUAGUUUAUUGUUUAACAUUAAAGAACUUUAUUUAGCUA
Molecule: messenger RNA, 3735 nt
Organism: Ruditapes philippinarum (Manila clam)
Lineage: Eukaryota; Metazoa; Mollusca; Bivalvia; Venerida; Veneridae
Product: ferroxidase HEPHL1-like
Exons: 15
Coding region: 109-3444 (1111 amino acids)
Biological process (GO): iron ion transport
Cellular component (GO): plasma membrane
Molecular function (GO): copper ion binding; ferroxidase activity
Source: RefSeq, a predicted model, not a curated record